This is a messenger RNA of Helicoverpa armigera (cotton bollworm), 1473 nucleotides long. RefSeq lists its product as uncharacterized. NCBI's taxonomy places the organism in Eukaryota, Metazoa, Arthropoda, Insecta, Lepidoptera, Noctuidae. The record is from RefSeq and is a predicted model, not a curated record. The transcript is spliced from 3 exons. Bases 460 to 957 code for a protein of 165 amino acids.
UUUACACCAAUUUUGAGGAUAAUUGUAAUAUUUUUUUUUUUGAAAUAUUCGUAUAAUGUCAUAUGAAGUUUUAUAUUAGCGUUUAUUAAACAAACAAACUUACAUAAUUUUAUUAUCAUACCUAUAAUGAUUAGCGACAGCCAGGUAAGUAGCUAUCGGUUCCACCUUUGUCGGCGUUGGUGGUUUUAUAUUUCAUUUCUCACGAUAAAAUUGCAAUUUGACAGUAUUGGUAUGCAAGCAAUACGAUUUAAUUGGACGUAAGUGACAUAAAUUGGUAAUACAACUGUAAUACAUAUUAUUUAAGGAUUAAUUUUGUGAUUAGGUAAAUUUUGCUGAAAUUGUAUUUUUUUAUGAAUAUAAACCGAUGGAUUGUAUCCAAAAAUUACAUUUGCUCCAGUAUUUCCAAGUGCUCAUCGCUGUCUACCUUACGUUAUAAUUACGUGAAUCUCUCUUCAUAAAAUGUCUGACUCCGAAGUUGAAUACCAGUCGCUGCCGGGGUGCUCAGCAGUAACCGAGACUUCGAAAAACGUGCAGCCGAAAAAAAAGGCAUCGAAGCGCAAAUCUUCUGGGAGCGGCACCACGCCUUCGGAAUCAACAUCAAGUAAAUACAAACAUCACAGCUCGGACCUCUUCGGUCUAGAGAACGACAAGCUUCUCCCAGCGACAUCGUGCGGAGACCUUGGAUCGUCCCUCGUCAGCCGCGUCGCCAACGGGAAAGUUCGGCGGACAGCUGACCUAACGGGGGACUUCUACGUAGAGGUGAAGGUGUACCAUAAGGCUGACGCCGCUUCCACUCCUAGAGAGGAUCGGUGGAAGAAGGCGUCGGUUGCACUGAAACUGCAACUUAAUAGAGGCUCCUCGACGUGGGACGCCUUACAAAUAUUUAUGAGACGGGCUCAUGAGCUGUUUGAUAACUCGGAGCCCAUCUUUUAUAGUGAUAAUAUUAAUAUAAAAUAAUUUUUUAUAUUAAUAUUAUCAUUGAAAAUUUAAUGAUUUUUUUUUUUAUAUAUAUAUUUAAAUUGUAAUGACAUUUUCAUGUCAUUUUCACACAUUUUUAAUAUUUAAUUAUAGUUUCGACACCAGUCUCUUACAUCAUAGUCCCUAUUGUGUAUACCUAAUGUGUUUUGGAUAUAUUGCUUUUUACCUAAAUAAAUAAUUUCUUUCUACUUAUACUUAACUUAUACUUUAUUUUUGUACCUUUUGCUGUCUUAUAUUAACACAUAGCAGCAUCUUCAGUAAUUUAUAGCUUGUUCUAACUUUAAAGUACAAGGUAAUAAUAAUAAAAUGCCUUUCUGUACUGUUUGUAACACAUCUGUUGAGCGCAAUCACUGGGUAGGUCAUUUACGCAGUAACGAUCAUAAAAAUAAAAAUAUUUCACAUUUUUGCGAAGGCGUUGAAAUUAUACAUUCUGCAUUUCGUAAUCGUAUAGCUUCUUAUAGAAUUACCGAUUCGUUUGAAAAUUGUUCUUUAGAA